CAUCUGAAGACUGACGCUGGAAAUUCGUUCUACUAUGGGAUAUAGACAUGCCUUUACGGAGUAUUAAUUAAUUUAUCUAAUAUACGAGUGUGACGAGGAAGCAGCGUGGUGUUGAGGUUUUGGGUUUUUGUUAAUGAUGACGAAGAAUCACAAGAAAGGGUUGUGUUGUUGUGCUAUAGAACUAGGUUGGUUGGGUGGGUGGGUGAGGGGAGAGAGAGAGUGUGUGUGUGUGUGGGAAAAAGAGUGCGUGGGGUGUUUUGUACCCUGAUUUGAUUUAAUUUUUCUUUUCUUGGGCCUCUCCUCCUUAUAUAGCCGCCAUUGCCUCCUUCCUCACACCCCCCAAUCUCUCCUUCAUCUAAAACUCCAGAGCGAGUAGAUAAGCCUCUUGUUGUCUGUCUCAUUUAGUGGUGUAAGGAGAAAUGAAGUACGUGUUGGUCACCGGAGGAGUCGUCAGCGGCCUUGGCAAAGGCGUCACCGCCAGCAGCAUCGGUCUCAUCCUCAAGGCCUGCGGACUACGGGUCACUUCCAUUAAAAUUGAUCCUUAUCUGAACAGCGAUGCUGGUACCAUGUCUCCUUUCGAACACGGCGAAGUGUAUGUUCUCGAUGACGGUGGCGAGGUGGACCUGGACCUUGGAAAUUAUGAGCGCUUUCUGGAUUUAAAAUUAACACGAGACAAUAAUAUAACUACCGGAAAAGUUUACCAGUCCGUUAUUGACAAGGAGAGGAGGGGAGACUAUCUGGGGCAAACAGUUCAGGUUGUGCCUCACAUAACCGAUGCCAUUCAAGAGUGGAUUGAGCGAGCUGCUGCUAUACCAGUGGAUGGCAAAGACGGCCCAGCUGAUGUUUGUGUUAUAGAAUUGGGUGGCACCAUUGGGGAUAUUGAAUCAAUGCCCUUCAUCGAGGCUCUUGGACAGUUUUCUUAUCGUGUAGGUAGUGGAAAUUUUUGCUUGAUACAUGUCAGCUUGGUGCCUGUUCUAAAUGUCGUCGGUGAGCAGAAAACAAAGCCAACUCAACACAGUGUUAGAGGAUUAAGAAGCUUGGGUCUAACUCCAGAUAUUUUAGCAUGUCGCAGCACAACGGAACUUGAUGAAACCGUCAAGGAGAAGCUCUCUCGUUUUUGCCAUGUGCAGAGAGAGAACAUAAUCACCCUCUAUGAUGUUUCCAACAUCUGGCGUGUACCUUUGCUUUUGAGAGACCAGAAGGCUCAUGAGGCAAUUCUGAAAGUCUUGAACCUCAACGGUGAGACUAGGGUACCAGCUCUUGGGGAUUGGACAUCCAGAGCAGAUCUCUGUGAUAUGUUGACUGAUACUGUCAGAAUUGCUAUGGUUGGAAAGUACAUUGGGCUUUCAGAUUCUUAUCUUUCUGUUCUGAAGGCACUUUUGCACGCUUCUGUUGCAUGCCAUAGGAAACUAUGCAUAGAUUGGGUCCCGGCUUGUGAUCUUGAAGAUGCAACUCUGGAAGAGAAUCCAGAGUCUUACAAAAAAGCUUGGAAAUUGUUAAAGGGGGCAGAUGCAAUUCUAGUUCCUGGAGGUUUUGGAGACAGAGGAGUGGAGGGCAAAAUUCUGGCUGCUAAAUAUGCCCGUGAAAACAGAGUCCCUUAUCUCGGGAUAUGUCUAGGAAUGCAAAUUGCUGUCAUUGAGUUUGCACGAUCUGUCCUUGGCCUGAAGAAUGCAAACAGCACAGAAUUUGACCCAAACACUAAGAAUCCGUGUGUUAUUUUCAUGCCAGAGGGUUCAAAGACACACAUGGGAGGCACUAUGCGUCUUGGAUCAAGGAGGACAUACUUUCAGUGUACCUCAAGUAAAUCUGUGAGACUAUACGGGAACGUGAGUUUUAUUGAUGAGAGACACCGGCACAGAUAUGAGGUAAAUCCUGAUAUGGUGCAGCAACUGGAAGAUGCCGGCCUUUCAUUUACUGGAAAAGAUGAAAGUGGUUGUCGGAUGGAGAUUGUUGAGCUGCCUAACCAUCCAUACUUCGUUGGCGUUCAAUUUCACCCAGAGUUCAAAUCGAGACCAGGAAAACCGUCCCCCCUGUUUUCAGGACUUGUGGGAGCAGCUUGCGGUCAGCUGGAUGGUCUAUUGAAGAAGGGUUCAGGGAGAAGAUGCAGAAUGAGCAACGGCUCAUCACCGAUAAAGGCACAUUUCUAUGAGAAUGCAACUACGCUAACUAAUGGGGCUUUAGAUGGCAUUUACUACAAUGGGAAUGGUUUACACGUUUGAAGCGCAUAGCAAACUUUGGGACUGCAAUUUGAGUUGAUCAUCAUUUUGUUCCAGCAUUGCAUUUCUAUGUGUAAAGCGAUAUUAGUAUUAUAGGAUUUAUAGUUUUUUUGUCCAUGGUGUGCAGUCAAAUUCCGGUCUUUUAAACGGAAUGCCGUAGUUGCAGCACAUACCGUGGGAUCGGCGCAGACUCUCUAUAUUGGCUUUUAAUUAAUAUCAAACGAAUUUUC
This is a messenger RNA of Salvia miltiorrhiza (redroot sage), 2446 nucleotides long. RefSeq lists its product as uncharacterized. The record is from RefSeq and is a predicted model, not a curated record. Gene Ontology annotation, molecular function: identical protein binding; CTP synthase activity. Lineage: Eukaryota; Viridiplantae; Streptophyta; Magnoliopsida; Lamiales; Lamiaceae. The transcript is spliced from 21 exons. Gene Ontology annotation, biological process: pyrimidine nucleobase biosynthetic process; CTP biosynthetic process. The coding region runs from base 420 to 2219 and encodes 599 amino acids.